GCCAAACAGGGCCAUCAACAGUAGUAAUCGCAGUGGCUUAAACUCUGGAACCUUUUUGCUCAGCUUGGCGCAAAAUUCACGCUUGGUAGGAUACAUGGCUUCUACAAGUAAAGCGCCGCUACAGACCAGAAAUUUACCAUGGGUUGAAAAAUACAGACCACAGACACUUGAUGAUCUGAUUUCACACAAAGAUAUUCUGAGCACUAUCCAAAGGUUUAUCAGUGAGGACAAGCUUCCACACCUUUUGUUCUACGGCCCACCUGGAACAGGAAAAACCUCAACCAUACUCGCUUGUGCCAGGCAGCUGUACAAAGAGAAGGAGUUCAACUCUAUGGUGUUGGAGCUCAAUGCAUCUGAUGACAGAGGUAUUGAUGUAGUACGAGGUCCCAUUCUGAGUUUUGCCAGCACCAGGACCAUCUUCAAGAAGGGCUUCAAGUUGGUGAUACUGGACGAGGCCGAUGCCAUGACCCAGGAUGCCCAAAAUGCAUUGCGUCGAGUCAUUGAGAAGUUCACAGAAAACACUCGAUUCUGUCUCAUUUGCAACUACCUUUCCAAGAUCAUCCCCGCCCUGCAAUCUCGCUGCACCAGGUUCCGCUUUGGUCCGCUUUCGCCAGACCAGAUGAUCCCUCGGUUGGAGCACGUUAUCCAGCAGGAGAAUAUUGACAUCACGCCUGAUGGAAUGAAGGCUAUCGUGACCUUAUCAGCGGGUGACAUGAGAAGAUCGCUCAACAUACUGCAGAGCACCAGUAUGGCCUAUGGGAAUGUCACAGAAGACACAGUGUACACCUGCACAGGGCACCCCCUCCGCUCAGAUAUAGCCAACAUCCUCGACUGGUGCCUCAACAAAGACUUUACUUCAGCGUACAACCAAAUCCUUGAGCUGAAGACUUUGAAAGGUUUGGCUUUGCAUGAUAUUCUCACUGAGGUUCAUCUGCUUGUACACAGAGUGGAUUUUCCUCCCGCUAUUCGGAUUAGUCUGCUCAUCAAGUUGGCCGACGUAGAACAUCGGCUUGCAUCGGGAACCAGCGAGAAGAUCCAGCUGAGCUCCAUGGUUGCAGCUUUCCAGGCAGUGAGAGAGCUCGUGGUCAGCGAAGCACCUUAGAUACAGUAAUGCA
Molecule: messenger RNA, 1115 nt
Organism: Pelmatolapia mariae (spotted tilapia)
Lineage: Eukaryota; Metazoa; Chordata; Actinopteri; Cichliformes; Cichlidae
Gene: rfc5
Product: replication factor C (activator 1) 5
Exons: 11
Coding region: 95-1102 (335 amino acids)
Biological process (GO): DNA repair; DNA-templated DNA replication
Cellular component (GO): nucleus; DNA replication factor C complex
Molecular function (GO): DNA binding; ATP hydrolysis activity; DNA clamp loader activity
Source: RefSeq, a predicted model, not a curated record